Molecule: messenger RNA, 3763 nt
Organism: Zonotrichia albicollis (white-throated sparrow)
Lineage: Eukaryota; Metazoa; Chordata; Aves; Passeriformes; Passerellidae
Source: RefSeq, a predicted model, not a curated record
GGCUGGGCGCGCAGGGAUGGGCGACAGCGGGGCUGAGUCACUGCAUUCCUGCAUCGGGCUCCUGGGCAUUUCCGCAGGCUCUCUCCUGCUGGCCGUGCAUUUCUACAGCUCCGCGCGAGCGGCGCCGCUGAUCCCCAGCACGGCUCUGGGGGUCCUGCUGCUCCUUGUGUCGGCUCUCCUGGCCUAUGCAGUCCUGACCAGAGGGAGCUUUGCCCUCCCUGGCACGGAGCUCACCGAGAAGAAGGCCCAGGAGCAGGGCUGGGGCAGCACGGGCAGCACCAACCCCUUCGCAGCCCCCGGGCUGCUGCUGAACAUGCUGUCAGCCAGUGUCUUCUGCUGCAGGCUCCUGGGGGCCACCCACAGGCUCUUCCUGGGCCACGUGCCCUGGCUGUGGGCAGCUGGCACCUACCAGAUUGGCAUCUGUGUGCUGUCCUACCGUGCAAUGGACGCUCUCAUGGCCACGGCCUUUGGCUUCACUUCCAUCCUCAAAUUCGCUGCAGGUUACUGCCUCCUGUACCCCGCCUGGCAGCCAGAGGAGCCGUCUCUCCCAACCCCAUUCCUGGUGGUUUUCUCCAUUCUUUUUGCUGUCUUGGCUCUUUUUAUCUCCCUUCAGAGCCCUGUGGAUGGCCUGUACUUGCUGGUUUUUGUCGCCUACUGCAUUGCCUUGGCUUGCAGCCCCAGGGGUUUUUUUGCAGGGGGCCCCCAAGGUGUGGCCGUGGCCAUUUUUGUGUCCUCGGCCUCGGUGGCUCUGAUUCACCUGUACAAUGUGAGGGCCAGGGCCAAGAUCCCAAGAGGGAAGGGGGCUGUGAAGGCCCUCCUUGCUCGCAGCAGCCUCCUGAAGCUCCGUGAGGGGCCAGACCUCCACGCUCCCUACCUGGGCUAUUCCAAGUAUGCCGAUGCAGAGGUCCUUGCCUAUGCCUGCAGUGUGCUGGCUUCUUUUGCUCUAACAGCCUCAGGAGACCCCCAGGCUCCUCUUGCCACCGUGGUCAUUCCAUGGGUGGUGGUAGCUGGUGGGAUCCUGAAGCUCCUGGGUGGGUCAGUGGCCUUUGCCCGGGGUAAAACUUUGGAGAGCAGUGCCUUCAUCCUCUACUCUGUCAUGUGGAUCAUCUGGGGCCUGACAAGGUACAGUGGCCUCUGUGGCACUGCCAGAAGCUUCCACACAGCCGUGGGCAUCAUUUCCUUCAUGCUCUUCAACAGCUUCAUUGUCUUCUGCUCGCUCUUCUUAAACAUGGCCUGGUUCUUCUACUCCCUCACGUUCAUGCUCAUCGCCGUCAGCUUCCUGCUGGAUGCCAUCCAUGCUCUUCCCACUGGAUACGACAUCGCUGCCACCCUCAUCUUUGGGCUGGUCAGCUUUUACUGCUUCCUGGCAGCCCUGGCCAGCAGCACCUUUGAGGGCUGCUGCUUGCCCAUGGGGAGGCCCAUGGUGCAGCUCAGUGGUGUCGGGGCAGGAACCACCAAGUGCCUUCACCUCCCUGCCAGGAAAGCUUCCUCAGUCAAGAGAAUCGCAGAUAUCCUGAGGAACGGUGGCACCUGUGGCAUCCCCACGGACACCGUGUACGUGCUGGUGGCCGCCUGCAGCCGGCCUGACGCCGUGGAGAAAGCUCACCGGUCCAAGCGCCAGGCUCAGGAUCGCCCCAUGUCCCUCUGGAUUUCCAGCCUGAAGCAGCUGGAACCUGCCAAGCACUUGUUCACUCCCCUCCUCUGGGACUUCAUGGAGGCUGCCUGGCCAUCUCCCAUUAGCUUGGUCAUUCCCAGAGGUGAAUGGGUGGAUUUCCUGGGAAUGAAGGACUCUGCCAAGUACGUUGGGACCCCUCAGAGUGUGGCCAUUCGCAUUCCCGACUGCUCUGUCACCACACACCUCAUCGACCUGGUUGGCCCCAUUGUGGUCACAUCAGCCAACCCAACAGGAGAGGCUGACACGACCCACCACAACCAAGUGUAUGCCAAGCUGGGAGAUAAGGUGGAUGCAGUUCUUUGUGCUGGGCCUUCUCCAGAGAACAUUGCCUCCACCGUGGUGGACUGCACCAAGAUCGACAGUGGGAGCAUUGGAUUCUUCCGAGUCGGCAUCAUCCCCAAGUCUCAGGUGCUGCAGAUCCUGGAGCAGGUGCAGAAGAAACACCUGGUGGUCCCUAGCAGUGGCCCUUGCCCCAGGAAAGGCUGGGAGGAGCUCCAGAGUCGUGGCCACGCUGUGCCCAACGGGGUGGGCAGAGCUGCCGUGGUGGAGCCGGACCCUGAUCCCGAUCCCGAGCAGCACACCCGCUUCUGACCGCCACAGCUCCGUGCUCAGUGGGACACCAGCUGCUGGAAAAUGCCAUUUUGGCCAAACCGGGCAAUGGGAGAGGCUCCCCAGCUGCAGGGGUGCCUCAUCCAUCUUCCUAUGGACUCUGCUCAAAUAUCCCAGUGCGGUGCUGCCUGGCACAGCCCAGGCACCCAGCAGGAACACCUUCCCUUGGGGACACUGCCAGCUUUCCCUGGAGAUCAGCCACGGCCAAAGCAAGCUUUCCUUUGGUGACAGCUGGCCCAGAGUGACAGAGCUUCAUCCCUGGCACUGGGAGGGAAUUCCGUGGAUUUGGGGCAUGGAGUGAGGCCAAGCAGUGCAGAAUUACCUGGUGGGGGAAAAACACUGCAUGAAACUUGAAUCACACAGAAUCCUUUGGGUGGGAAAAGACCUCUCCAGUCCUUGAGUCCAGCCACCCUCCAGCACUGCCAGUGCCACCAUUGACCCGUGUCCCCAAGUGCCACUCCACGUGGGGAAGGAGGAGGAGAGAUGUGUCCAGGUGCUGUGCUGGUGGAUCCAAUGGGCUUGGCAGAGUCUGGGCUGGGAGCUGGGGGUGUCUCCUGCUGUGUCCUCUCCACAAGGGAGGUCAUCUGUGUUUGACCCCUCUUGGGAGGUCUUUCCUCUGUUGGGAGAACCCAACACUCCAAAGAAAUGCCCUGACCUGAGGUGCCAUUUCUGUAUUUCACACUCCGUGUCAGGGUGGAAUUCCCAUCUGGAUGACUCCAAUAUUAUAUCCUUAAAGGUGCUGCAGCUUUAGGGAAGAGCCUCCCUUCCCGUGUUAGGAAUUUCAGGAGGGCAAUCUCCAUGUGUUUGAGGAUGCCAGGAGCUGGUCUCUUGCCUUACAGCCCAACUCUUCCCAUCUCAUGGCACGUUUCCUCCAGAGUGCAAAUUCCAUAGGAUCAGAGGAAGGAAUUCCAUUCCAGGCAGUCACUUGUAUUCUCCAGCUUCUCUGCAAGUUCCUGAAAUGCAGGGAAGGAGUUGGAGAUGUGCUCACCCAUGACCUUACUGGCAUCACUGGGACAGGGUGGGAUGGCUCCUGGAGGGCAACAGUGGGAGGAUGUCGACUUUUUAGGAAGGACAGGCAGUGUGGAGUGGUGGCUGCUGAGCAGGAGGAGUUGGGAAGGAGUCUCAAACCUUCGUGAGGAGUUUUCCUUGGCAAACACUGCAGUUAUGGCUUGUUUCAUCUCCAAAAACUGCUGGUCUUAUUCUUACCUGACUCAGGUGCAAGGUGCUGAUCAAACCCCAGCUGAAACCAAUCCAUUGAUCAUUGAUUUCACCUGAAGCUGUGCUGGAAUUUGAGGAUUAAAGUGGUGCAGUCGGAGGAGAUCAACCUCGAUGAACUCUGGCAAAAUGGGGUCUCCUCAACUUGUCCUCACAGAGCUGGCUCUCUUCCUGCAGAGUAAAUUCCAGAGAAUUAAGUGUGUUCAAUAAUUUUGCUGAUCUACUUCCUGUAUCUCCUUGGAGUUUAUUAAAACUGGUUUUUAG